GAAAAGCAAGAGCAGUAGUAAAAUUGGAUAUCAAACAUCAAUUUGAAAAUUUACACAGCAGAGUUUUAGUACAUGGAGAGAAUCUGAAUCACCUAUUUCUGGGAACUAGGAGCUUUGAAAAAUUGCAGCCUUUGCUAAAUAGUACUACUAUCUUUUGAUUAUUUUCCCAAUUCAUUUUAAAAUUCUGAAAGACAAAAACUGCCUGAAGAAGUUAAUAAAUUAAUUGAUCUUAACUAAAUAUCACUUCUCUCCCUCUCCCUCUCCCUCUCCCUCCACCUUUUCUUGAAAGCCUUUAUCUCAGCUUCAAACUUCUCUCUCUUUUCUAUUAUUUCCUUUACUCCGCUAUUUCCAGGUUGGUGAAAUCAUACAUCUCUCCCCUUUGUGUGUGCAGAAGAAGAAGAAUAUGGCUACCAAUGGUCCACUUAAGAGAAAAUCUCCACCAGAUGAUGAGUCUGUCAACUUAAAAAUCAAACUUCAGGAUGGGCGUAAUUUGUUCUUCAAGGUGAACCGGGAUAUGAAGUUAAUUAAUGUAUUCAAAGAGUUCUGUGAUCGACAGAAGUUGGAUUACGAGACCCUGAAGUUCAUUUAUGACGGUUUUAACAUUAAGGGGAAACAUACAGCAAAAAUGCUUAAUAUGGAAGAUGAUGCUGAGAUCGUGGCCAUAAGACCCCAAAUUGGAGGUGGUGCUGCGGCACUUUGACUCUUAAAAGCAUUAGCUAGGAAAUGGUUGUUGUACUGCUUAGAGUUUGUUAAUUUGCUUAACUGACAUGGUACAUUAUAUUAUCAGAAAAAGUACGCACUUUAACUCUUUGUAUAUCAAGUUUAUAUGUUAAACUUGAGUAGUAUUAGUAACUAAUGUACUGAACAAAAUUGAAGACUAAGGACUAAGGAGAGUGUUUUUAGUAUUAUCA
This is a messenger RNA of Glycine soja, 911 nucleotides long. Its product is annotated as small ubiquitin-related modifier 2-like. The record is from RefSeq and is a predicted model, not a curated record. Gene Ontology annotation, cellular component: nucleus. Lineage: Eukaryota; Viridiplantae; Streptophyta; Magnoliopsida; Fabales; Fabaceae. Bases 404 to 700 code for a protein of 98 amino acids. The transcript is spliced from 4 exons. Gene Ontology annotation, biological process: protein sumoylation. Gene Ontology annotation, molecular function: protein tag activity; ubiquitin-like protein ligase binding.